Coregonus sp. 'balchen' is the source of this 8157-nucleotide messenger RNA. The record is from the annotation of a GenBank genome assembly. Lineage: Eukaryota; Metazoa; Chordata; Actinopteri; Salmoniformes; Salmonidae.
AUGGCGUCGAGCAGUACGAGCAGUGAGGAGGAGAGGAGUCUGAGGGAGUGUGAGCUCUACGUGCAGAAACACAACAUCCAGCAGCUGCUGAAGGACUGCAUCGUCCAGCUGUGUACCUCCAGGCCAGACAGACCCAUGGCAUUCCUCAGAGAGUAUUUUGAGAGGCUGGAGAAGGUGAGUCUGGGCGGGUAGGGUGGUGUGUGUGUGUGCGUGCGUGUGUGUAUGCGUACCGUCUAGCUGUGUACCUCCAUUCUUGACUGACCCAUGACCUUCCAUGAAACUAGUUUUAUCAUUGUAGUGCCUUUUAUAUUGUAAAGUGUUCCCCUGGCAGCUAAUUGGAUGUUUGUGACCUGUGACCCGUGCAGGAGGAGGCCAAGCAGAUCCUGAACCAGCAGAAGGCCAGCAGCCGUUCUGACUCCCGGGAUGAGGAGGUGUCUCCUCCUAUGAACCCUGUUGUCAAGGGUCGCCGGCGGAGAGGAGCCAUCAGCGCUGAGGUCUACACAGAGGAGGACGCUGCUUCCUAUGUCAGAAAGGUGAGGACACACACAUAAAAAAAAAAAAAAAAAAAGUAAAUCACCUUGAAACACAUGGCUCUACUAAAACAACAAAGCAUCAGACAAAACAGUCAGUUAGACAAUCCCACAAAACAAUGUCCUCUACUUACAGUCAUAUCUAUGGGCUGGCUGGAGAUAUUGUGAAUACCUAGGGUGAAGUGCCUAAUCUUGGAUGCGUUUUGUUUUCAAGGUCAUUCCUAAAGACUACAAAACAAUGGCUGCCCUGGCUAAAGCUAUCGAAAAGAAUGUGCUUUUCUCUCACUUGGAUGACAAUGAGAGGAGGUAUGUUGUUAACAGGCUAUGAUUUGUCUGUAAAGUUUGGUUGUCAAUGUGAGUUUAUCAAUCCCACUGAUCAAGCCACAAACUUGAAACUUUUUCAAAAACGUAACAAACACAAUCUUUAUUCACAGUGACAUCUUUGACGCCAUGUUUUCAGUUACCUACAUCGCUGGAGAGACUAUCAUUAUACAAGGUACUGUAGGCUGGGAUUUUCCUUUAGAUUCAGUAGAAAUUCAAUUAGACCUGAAUGCCUUUUUAUUCCAGAGAAAAUAUGAACAAUAUCCUCUCUUCCCCGUCAGGUGAUGAGGGGGAUAAUUUCUACGUCAUCGACCAAGGAGAGACGGAUGUACGUCUCUUUGAUGUAUUUUAGGAACCAACAACAACUAUUUUUGACUCUUGUGUUACACACACACACACACACAAGCUUGUCUUGAUUUUUUCCUCCUGAAUAUGACAGGCUUAUUUUUGCAACUCUCUUUUUAGACCGUUUAUAUCUUAUUUUUUGUCAUCUGUUACUUCCCUAUUCAGAUUCCUAUUAUCUGAUACCUUAGCAAUGCCUACUCUCAUAGAAAUAGGAUUCUAAUUAGAUGGCUAAACCUUCAUUAUUUCUACACAAUAUAAGAAACAACAUGCACGUAGACAGAAACAACAACAUCUAAUAGAGACAGUAACACACUGACCUUACCUGGUCUUAAUGUCUAAACACCCCCUCCCUUCCUGCCAGGUGUAUGUCAACAAUGAGUGGGUGACCAAUAUCGGGGAGGGGGGCAGCUUUGGAGAGUUGGCCCUGAUCUACGGGACCCCGAGGGCUGCCACCGUCCGAGCCAAGAGCAACGUCAAACUGUGGGGCAUCGACAGAGACAGCUACAGGAGGAUACUCAUGGUGAGCCCUGCUCUGCUCUGCCACUUCCAUCUGACUGACAUGAUUUGUUGAGUUACCUUCAAUAAUUUUGGAGUGAUUAACGAUGAGUAGGGACAGGUGGAAUUGCUAUGAUUUUUGUAACUGCUGGAUUUUAUGAAUUGAAUAUACAGACAACCCAAUGUUCCCUCUAAGCUGUGCGCGUUUGCAGUACCCCCAGGACGUGCCGCGCAGUACCCCCAGGACGUGCCGCGCAGUACCCCCAGGACGUGCCGCGCAUCUCCCCCAGGACUGCCGUGCAGAAAUAUCAGCCCACAGAGAGAAGCACGAGAUUGAACUUCACUCAACUUUUUAGAGCAGUGGUCACGUCGAUCUCCAAGGCAUUCCUAGUCGAACACCAAACAUUUCUGUAAAAAACACAACAAGCCUUGUUCCUAUAUAUUUUUUUAUUAGUCUUGGGCUGUUGGCGGUAGGUGCACCCGAUUCAGCUGUCCUGCGCGCAGGGUAGGCGAACUGUUGCCAUUUUGAACCAUUUCAUGUGUCUGAAGGUACAAACUCUUUCUUCACGGUGGGCCCAGAGAGUAAAUCAAGUGCACUAUAGGCCUACCGCUGGCCAAUCAGAUGGCUCAGAUGACCGUGUCUGCAGUAACGUAGCAGGCAUAAAAGAAAGCCACAGCAAAGUUGAUACUGUGAGAUUUCAAAAUGUUUAAAACCAUGACUAGAGAGAGACUGUGGUCUAAGGCACUGCAUCGCAGUGCUAGCUGUGCCACUAGAGAUCCUGGUUCGAAUCCAGGCUCUGUCGUAGCCGGCCGCGACCGGGAGACCCAUGGGGCGGCGCACAAUUGGCUCAGCGUCGUCCAGGGUAGGGGAGGGAAUGGCCGGCAGGGAUGUAGCUCAGUUGGUAGAGCAUGGCGUUUGCAACGCCAGGGUUGUGGGUUUGAUUCCCACGGGGGGCCAGAAUGAAAAAUACAAAAAAUAAUGUAUGCACUCAUUAACUGUAAGUCGCUCUGGAUAAGAGCGUCUGCUAAAUGACAAAAAAUGUAAAUGUAAUGAAUACAGCAAAGAGAUGCUGUUUUUGAGUGAGUUCAUGUUUGUUCUUACUCAGCACUGUCAACACUUUGUAUUCAACACUUUUUUAUAAGCCAUAAAAUGCGCUUUCUUCCCAUUUCCACUCAGCGCUACAACAAGCAGUGCAGCAGUAAUGAAUGAGUAGGAAAGUGGAUAUAUAGACUUGCGUCGUUAUUAUUAGCGGCUUGGGUCUUUUUUAAAUAAUGUAAUAAUUCACUUUUCUCAUAGGAGUAACAACAUGAAUUGUGCAUAAGGCAGAAAUAAUGUGGUGCGACUCGAGUUUGCCAUCAGCUGGAAGACGGUGUCGCUUUUUGGUCAGUGUCAGUGGAGGAACGGGAGAGUAGAGGGAUGUUGAGAGGCGGACCCUCAAUCUGCUGCUCUCUCCCUCCGCUGAGACUGACCAUCAGAUGCAGGCACCAUCAGCCCAGUAAAAUAAAAAGCAAAUUAUUUAAAUGUAUGCUCACUCAGCUGUGCCUCACAAGUAUCACAUUUUGAAAUAUAAUUUUAAAAAAUGGCCUGAACAACAAUGCAUUGGCAAGGCAAUUCAAGCAAAGCAAAUAUGCGGUGAUAAUGUAUUGGGCCUAUAGCUUACUGCACAAACCUCAUUGCUACAGAACUGUUUUUAAUUGGUUAAUGUUGCAUAGGCUUAUGUUUUUUUAAGUAGUGUACGGACUCAGCCCGUACUUUACACAGACCGGUGUGGCAUAACCAAUCAGAGCUGCAGUAGGCCUAUAUGCAAAUAGACCAUUGCCGUAUAUGGAUCUGUGCCAUUUACUUUGAACUGGACUGUGUUUACAGCAUGAGCGGUCGUGAGUAGAUGCGCUUGUUUUGAGAUCAAAGCGAGAAUUUGUAAAGUGGUUUCUUGCAUCAAACACAACAGCAUUUUCAGUCACCUCAUUGUCUGAAGGACAAGUGGAUAAACAGGUUAAUGUCAAGCCCUGCAUGUUUUUUUCAAAAGUCAUGGAAUGUAGGCCUACAUUGAACACCACACAUUGGCUGCUACUGUAGCCUGAAUGAAAGAACCACUACACUACUGGUCAAAAGUUUUAGAACACCUACUCAUUCAAGGGUUUUUCUUUAUUUUUUAUUAUUUUCUACAUUGUAGAAUAAUAGUGAAGACAUCAACACUAUGAAAUAACACAAGGAAUCAUGUAGUAACUAAAAAAUUGUUAAACAAAUCAAAAUAUACAUUAUAUUUGAGAUUCUUCAAAUAGCCACCCUUUGCCUUGAUGACAGCUUUGCACACUCUUGGCAUUCUCUCAACCAGCUUCACCUGGAAUGCUUUUCGAACAGUCUUGAAGGAGUUCCCACAUGCUGAGCACUUGUUGGCUGCUUUUCCUUCACUCUGCAGUCCGACUCAUCCCAAACCAUCUCAAUUUGGUUGAGGUCCGGAGAUUGUGGAGGCCAGGUCAUCUGAUGCAGCACUCCAUCACUCUCCUUCUUGGUAUAAUAGCCCUUACACAGCCUGGAGGUGUGUUGGAUCAUUGUCCUGUUGAAAAACAAAUUAUAGUCCCACUAAGCCCAAACCAGAUGGGAUGGCGUAAAUAAAUAAAUCAGACAGCGUCCCCAGCAAAGCACCCCCACACCAUAACACCUCCUCCAUGCUUUACGGUGGGAAAUACACAUGCAGAGAUCAUCCGUUAACCAACACCGCGUCUCACAAAGACACGGCGGUUGGAACCAAAAAUCUCAAAUUUGGACUCCAGAACAAAGGACACAUUUCCACCGGUCUAAUGUCCAUUGCUCGUGUUUCUUGGCCCAAGCAAGUCUCUUCUUAUUGGUGUCCUUCAGUAGUGGUUUCUUUGCAGCAAUUCGACCAUGAAGGCCUGAUUCACACCUGUUAAUUGAAAUGCAUUCCAGGUGACUACAUCAUGAAGCUGGUUGAAAGAAUGCAAAGAGUGUGCAAAGCUGUCAUCAAGGCAAAGGGUGGCUAUUUGAAGAAUCUCAAAUAUAAAAUAUAUUUUGAUUUGUUUAACACUUUUUUUGGUUACUACAUGAUUCCAUAUGUGUUAUUUCAUAGUUUUGAUGUCUUCACUAUUAUUAUACAAUGUAGAAAAUAGUGAAAAUAAAGAAAAACCCUUGAAUGAGUAGGUGUUCUAAAACUUUUGACCGGUAGUGUUAAAAUGCUAUGGGAUGCAUUUUCUCCAUUGUUUUUGAUGGUAGGCCACUCCUGGUAGGCCUACAUUAUGAUCAAAUAGCCACAGUAGCCUAUAUGGCCACUGUUAAAACUGUAACUUAAAGGUGGUACAGCCUCAGUGUUAACAGUAAAUGCGCGCUGAAAGUUGCAAAGAAUUUUCACAAUGGUCAAGUUUUAGCUCAGCAGACCUGAAAUUUGCUCAGUGCCGGAAAAAAUUAGAGGGAACAUUGGAGACAACUACAAAAGAUUAGCCCUAUGAGCAGUAGAUACAUGAUGAUAGCAGUAGAUACAUGAUGAUAGCAGUAGAUACAUGAUGAUGUUUGAAGGCUUACAACAAAUGUCAGAACUCGGGAAUAAACAUUAGGACUGUUGUUGUUUACAGGGCAGCACUUUGAGGAAGAGGAAGAUGUACGAGGAGUUCCUCAGUAAAGUCUCCAUCUUAGGUAAGGCUCACUGUUUCUUCUCAUCUUUGACUUUUCCCCUGUAAUAAUAAUGAUUAUAGCAACUUGCAUACAGUGGCUUUCAAGACGCUGUUCAUUGCCGGAGGGGUUAACAACUCUACUUCCACCACCUAGCUGUACUGUACAGUGGCUUCCUUUUGGUUCUGUAUUGUGAUGUCACUUACGCCCCUGCCUCGUGACUCCACCCCCUCAGAGUCUCUGGACAAAUGGGAGCGUCUGACGGUGGCUGACUCUCUGGAGCCGGUGCAGUUUGAUGACGGACAGAAGAUCGUGGUGCAGGGAGAGCCUGGCGACGAGUUCUUCAUCAUACUGGAGGUAUGUACAUCACAUUAGAGUACCUCCCCGUUUCUUUUUUUUUUUUUUUCAAAACCUUUUCUCCCGACUGAACACUACCCUGAUGUUGGUGUUCUUUGUUCUGUAGGGUUCUGCAGCUGUGUUGCAGCGUCGCUCUGAGAACGAGGAGUUUGUGGAGGUUGGGAGGUUACAACCGUCUGACUACUUUGGUAAGAAGAACCUCCUCAGGCAUCAAUCAAUUUCAAUCAAUUUUAUUUUAUAUAGCCCUUCUUACAUCAGCUAAUAUCUCGAAGUGCUGUACAGAAACCCAGCCUAAAACCCCAAACAGCUAGUAAUGCAGGUGUAGAAGCACGGUGGCUAGGAAAAACUCCCUAGAAAGGCGAAAACCUAGGAAGAAACCUAGAGAGGAACCAGGCUAUGAGGCCUCUUCUUCUCAUCAAGUUUCUUUCUCGAUUCAUUUUGUUUAUAUAUGCACUAUAUAACCCUGAAUCUCACAUUUUUAAGGCGAUAUGAUAAAAGCACGAAGCUCUAACCUGAGUUGUGAAGCCUCACAUAUGGAGGUUAGAUUAGAAUAAAUGAACCAGAUUUGUGAUGCCUGUUUUGUAUUGACCAUGUAUGCCGUUCCUCCAGGUGAGAUUGCCCUGCUGAUGAACCGUCCCCGUGCUGCCACUGUGGUCGCCCGCGGUCCUUUGAAGUGUGUGAAGCUGGACCGACCACGGUUCGAACGUGUCCUGGGACCCUGCUCGGACAUUCUCAAACGCAACAUCCAACAGUACAACAGCUUCGUGUCACUGUCUGUCUGAGGGGUUUCCCCCACCCCCUGUAUCCCCCUACCCCCUAUUCUCCUGUGUAACACCAUAACACCCCCUGUGUAACCCCAUAACACCCCCUCCCCCCAAUCCCCUAAUCCCCUAUGUAACCCCAUCAACAGACCACCCCCUCCUCCCUGUACCCACCCACCCCCCUACCCUCAUCCCCUAUUAACCCAUAACCACCAGCCCCGCCCCCUGUACCCCCCCCUACCCUAAUCCUGUCCCCUAUGUAAACACCCCAUACGCUACCCCCUCCCCCUGUACCCCCCCCGACCCCAAUCCCCUAUGUACCCCAUAACAAACACCCACUCCCCCUGUACCCCCCCCUCCCCUAAUCCCCUAUGUAACCCCAUACCACCCCCUCCCCCUGACCCCCCCCUACCCCAAUCCCCUAUGUAACCCCAUACCACCCCCUCCCCCUGUACCCCCCCCUACCCUAAUCCCCUAUGUAACCCCAUACCACCCCCUCCCCCUGUACCCCCCCCCUACCCCAAUCCCCUAUGUAACCCCAUAACACCCCCUCCCGCUGUUGUACCCCCCCCUACCCCAAUCCCCUAUGUAACCCCAUAACACCCCUCCCCGUGUACCCACCCUAUCCCCUAAUCCCCUAUGUAACCCCAUAACACCCCCUCUUUUAAACCCAGGGUCCACCAAUGCAAUUUUGCUUCAAUGUUACUUCAUUUUAUCUUCCAUUUGCUUAGGCUUUUUUUUACUCAUAAAUGUUAUGCUACCCGUCACAGUCAUCUAUACGAGCACAGUUAUGUUACAGUUUAUGUUACAUGUACCUGCUUCAUAUGGUAUGCUUUCACUGCAUUCACUGAAAUCUAUAAUUGUUUUACUCUAGUUUAAACACGAGCAGUGAUUAGUAGGGGAUUGGCCGAGGUUAGGACAGGCCAAUGAUAAGAUGGGACAAUCAAAUGUAACAUGGUGAAGUAAGUAUCCAUGCUCAAUAUUGUUCAGAUAUUUUUGAACUAGUUUGGUUCCAAUAAAAAUGUGUCAAAGUUGACAUCCUCACAAAAUAAUUCAUCAAAUUUUACCUUUCAGAAUUAAAAGAAUGCUGGGAGCAUAAUGAUUAUGUAGCUUUCAUGCUAUGAUAAUCAAUGGUUAUCCUCCAUUGUUACAGUACAGUCAAUCGCAGACAUUUUUUCAUUUUCUCAUAUUGUUUCCAUUGAUUGGUCCAUCAAUCCAAUUCACUAUUAUUUUAUCUAGUUUGAGAGAGUUUGUACAACUUAAUGCAACCAGAAAGUUUUCUGUUGGACAGCUACCAAACUAGUGCCAAAUGUUGGUAAUUGUUUUCACAACUCAGAACCCAUAGAAGAUUCUCAUUCUGUCAGAAGCAGUGGAACUCAAAACAGGAAGUAUCUAUCGCCAUGUUAACACUCACCUCUGAUUGGUUGGUACAUUUUUGGCUACAAUAGGGGGGGAAAACAUGGAGUAUUAAAGUGUGUUUCAGUAUUCAGCAUUUUUCAGUAUACACCAAAUAACUUCAUCACUAUACUGCUAUGUUUUUUAAAAACAUAAUUAUUAUUACAUAGUUCUGACAAUUAUUAUCGAAGUUAUUGUUCUCUUUAUUGACUUAACGAACUAACGUUAUGGGUUGGAGUGAUGGUAAAGUUAAGUACGUUUAAAUGUCUUUUUGUAAAUGCUUAUUUUUCCAUAAAUUCUAUUUUAGGUGUUCAGUGCCACGGCGUAA